CAAGUCAAUAUUUUCUAUUUUCUCCUCUUUAUAUCUCCCAUCUUCCUUACAACUUCCCCACUAAGAAAAAAGCCUUUCCCUUUCUUUGCAUAGAUAUAUACCUCGUCAUUUCAUAUCUACUCUUACAUUUGGAGUUUUGUCUGUUUUGAUGACUGAAAUCUUAAAUUUGCUACUUCGUCUCGUUGUCUAGCUCGCUUCUUGUUGUUCGUUCUUGUCAAUUUUUGUAAGUGGAAAACCAUUCCAUGGAUCGGGAACAAAAGACUCUAAUCAGUGAGCUUACUCAGGGGAAAGAGCACACAGAGCAGCUAAGGAAACAUCUUACCUCUUUAUCAUCGCCUGAAACGCGUCAGUUUCUUGUUGAGAAAAUACUUUCUUCUUAUGAGAAAGCACUUUCCAUUCUGAAUUGGGAAACUAAACCUUCAAUCAGUGCAUUGGAAUCACCACAUUCCUGUGCUAAUAGCAGCCCGAGAAGUGAGAUCUCCGACCAAGAAUUCCAGAGAGAUGUUUACAAGAAGAGAAAGACACAACCCAGAUGGACUGAACAAGUAAAGGUUUGUUCAGGGAUGGGACUUGAAGGACCACUUGAUGACGGUUAUAACUGGAGAAAGUAUGGCCAGAAAGAUAUUCUGGGAGCUAAUUUUCCAAGAGGAUACUAUAGAUGCACUCACCGUCACUCACAAGGUUGUUUAGCCACAAAACAAGUUCAGAGAUCAGAUCAAGACCCUACAAUAUUUGAAGUGACCUAUAGAGGAAGGCACACAUGUUUUCAAGCUGCUCGUUUAGCAGCUUCAAUAAACGACAAGUCGCAACAAGGUGAGGAUAAUUGCUUAGUAGAACGACAGCAACAACACGAAGAAGGGAAGCCCAAGCUAUUAAAAGAGAUAUCUUUCAACUACAGAGAAGGACUCAGUAAAAGCGACGACUUGGAAAUAUUUCCACCCUUUUCUCUCAAUGAAGAAAAUGAUAUUUUCAAGGAGUCCAUAAUGGAGAAUGAUUUCUUUGUUAAUUUUUCACCUGCAUUUAUAUCUCCGGCGACGUCGUCCGGCUUUGGAAUAGACAACAAUGCAAGAACGCCGGAAUCUGAUUCCGCUCCAACUUCAGUUACCAAUUCGCCAAUCGGAGAUUGGGAUCUUUCAAUAGAUAACGUGGAUUUCGACUCCAAUCUCCCUUUAGAAUUAUUUGCUUAAUUAUUAUUAGGAUUAAUUUCAUGAUGUUGAUGGGUCAGUGCUUGGAAAGAGAGAUUAAGAGGAAGUUCUUGAGUCUCGGGUGGUGCCUUCCCAGAAAAUUUUUCAGUUGAUUAGGGAGUUUAAUGACGAGUAGGUGUAACCCUUUUUUUAUCAAUUUGGCUUGUAAACUAAUAGCAGAUUGAAAAUUAAUUCGCUUGUGGACUGAAAUAAAUAUUUAGAAUCAUUGAGCGCAAUGGUCAUUGUGAAAA
This is a messenger RNA of Jatropha curcas, 1435 nucleotides long. The record is from RefSeq and is a predicted model, not a curated record. NCBI's taxonomy places the organism in Eukaryota, Viridiplantae, Streptophyta, Magnoliopsida, Malpighiales, Euphorbiaceae.